This is a messenger RNA of Haliotis rufescens (red abalone), 4130 nucleotides long. RefSeq names its product ubiquitin-conjugating enzyme E2 J1-like. The coding region runs from base 134 to 1537 and encodes 467 amino acids. Lineage: Eukaryota; Metazoa; Mollusca; Gastropoda; Lepetellida; Haliotidae. The record is from RefSeq and is a predicted model, not a curated record. The transcript has 7 exons.
CACCUUACUAUUUCAUUAAUCGAAAGAGAAAGAGACACGUUUGUCAACAACAUCACCUUCGUAAUUUGAUUAAAUAGAACCUUUUCCGAGUGCCACAGUAUCUUAGACGAAGAUAUCCAGUCUACCAUAAGACAUGGAGGGAAGAUAUAACAUGCGCAGUCCAGCUGUGAAGCGGCUGAUGAAGGAGGCGCAGGAACUGAGGGAACCGACAGAGCAGUACUUUGCCCAGCCUCUUGAUGACAAUCUGUUUGAGUGGCAUUUUACAAUUCGUGGACCCUCCGACUCGGAAUUUGAAGGUGGCAUCUUCCAUGGGCGGAUCAUCCUGCCCCCAGAGUACCCCAUGAAGCCGCCCAGCAUCAUGAUGCUCACACCUAAUGGCAGAUUUGAAAUCUUCAAGAAGAUCUGUCUAAGUAUAUCCGGCCAUCACCCGGAGUCCUGGCAGCCAUCCUGGUCCAUUCGGACAGCAUUGUUGGCUAUCAUUGGGUUUAUGCCCACCCAUGGUGGAGGCGCUAUUGGGUCUCUGGACUAUAGUGCUGAAGAAAGAAAGACUUUAUCAAAGAAGUCGCAGGACUUCAGGUGUGCAUCAUGUGGCAGUGUGAACAACACGCUGAAGCCCGUCACAGAGGCAUCAGAGAAAACAAAACAGGAGGCAAAGGAACUGGCAUCCCAAAUUAACUUCCAGGGUGAGAAAGAAAAGAAAGAACCAAGCUCUGCACUGACCAAUGAGAGUGGAGCUUCAUCUGGACCCACCAAUGAAAGCACAGCUUCCCCUGAUGGUGCCUCUGCUACCUCACCUUCACCCCCUUCCCAUCCCAACUUUCCCUGGCCAAUGCCUCCUAGUAUGGCUCCCUUUCAUGGUGGUCCUGGUAACCAGCCUCUCCAGCAGUUCCCCUUCCCACCACCCCCCUUCAUGGUUCCACCAGCAUGGCAGAACCACACUGGCAAUGCUGCCAAUCAAAUGCCUAGAUUCCCACCUUAUUUCAUGCACCCAUCGUUCUUUCAACCCCCUUCAGCAAUGAGCAGUAAUUCUCAGAUGCCCCACAUGGCCCACAUGCCUUCAUGGUUCCCUCGGGCACCCAUGGGCCAGACCAGCACUACAGCAUCAAGCAGCAGACCGGUAAUGUCAGAAAAACAACGUCCUUCAGAAUCCACACCUAGCUCCACGAAAACAACCUCUGUGCAGUCUCCAGCACCCGGCACCUCCCAGCCAGCUCCAACCCAGUCCGCUCCGCCUACUGUGACCUCUAGCCAGUCAAGUCCCAGCUCUGCGUCAUCUCAGUCAACAGGAGCGGUGCACCAAUCUAUACAAUCAGGGCCCACUGUAGGCUCAACAGAGGGUGUGCGACAGAGGCAGAUGACAAGACCACAGACUAGUGUCCAGCAGACAACAGUCCCUCGUCCUGCCCCAGUCUUUAAUGAAGGUCAAGGUCAGCCUAAUGCAGGAGGAAUCAUGUCUGCAGCACUGAUACUGGUUGUAGGCCUCGCAAUACUUCUUCUUCUAAUCCGGCGUCUCUAUGUCAUGAAUGUUUUAAUGUGAUGUGACUGCUAAUGUGACUUGAAACAGUGUUGGAAAUUAACACAGCAGCUUGACUAGCCAUCGUGUUGCAUGGUCAGUAUUUCCUGAAAACUAUUGUCGGGAUGAAGCUAAAAGAGGGAUUGUCUGUCUGACUUUGCCUUGGUUUUGACAAAAGUUGAUCAGUCUUAGUACUAAGAACUGUGUGAAAUGGUUGACAUUCUUCACACAGAUUAAAUAUAAAUGCAGGGCAAGGUGCGAUCUCCGUCUUUUUAGACCAGUCCAACAUUUCGAAGCCACAAGCCAACAGUCUAGCUUUAAUUUCCAAUGCUGUAAGCUGUAAGUUAUUUCUAUGGGACAUAUGUAAGUGGUGAUUUGACAGUGCUGGAGGAUGUGUGUCUUGAUGUACCGAUACUCAUGAUCCACCUGGGGGAAUGCAAAUGUGAUGGCAACUCACCAAUAAUAUGGAGAGACUGUUUUCUGUGUAAACAGACAGCACUCUAUUAUUGAUUGUAGUGUUUCCUAUGUUUGUUGGUUGGUUUACAUUAUUUUGUUAUUUAUUCAAAGGUUAUUGUUUACUCAACAGUAUACAACUUCCCAAACUCAUUGUAUCAGGGAGGGAAAGGUUCAUGGCUUCCUAACUUUUGCAAAUAAAGCGCAGACAAGCAAUCUAUAUUCAGAGACCAUAUAUCCACCCUCGGAUAUGGUCUCUGCUAUAUUUUUGUAUGGGGAAAAAUGCUACCCAGGUCUUUUUACACAAAGUGUAAAUAACAAGCUUUCAUGUGGGUAUUUGAUUGCUGUACAUGUACAUAGAAGCAAGCAUGUUUUGUUUGUUUCUUUGAUUAGGCUAAGAAAUGUGUCUUAGUCCUUGUAUGGAAGCAGAUACUCUAGGCUCAUACUGCAAGAAUAUAAUACCACAGGUAGUAUCAAGUGUUAAGUGUACCAGUUCAAAAUACGGAAAUACAUGCUUGAUGUUUCAGUGUUUAUCAUGUAUGAAAUAAAAUGACUUAAUUUGCAUGACAGAAACGUAUAAUUGUGUCCAAUCCUUGAGGCAUUCACUGCCCAAGCUGGGUAGAACAUUUUUCUUGUCAUGAUAGGUCAUGACAGGUGACCAUUCCCAUGUUGAGAGAUGGGUUAACAAGAUCCAGAAGAAGUGCAAUGUCAAGUGGUGCCGGUGCCGAUGCCCGUGGACUACAGCAAUAGUUUGUGUGAAGAUGUUUGUAUGAAGAUUCUUGAACAAGUGUUGUCCGAGUGCCAGCAUCUUUAUCAUAACACACUCUAGAAGGGAACGUGUUCACCUGUUGGGAGUGCUUCCAGAACUUUAUACAUGGAUAUGUGCAGGCUAAACACAAGAGUGGGAGCACAUUGUACAUUGAUUCAUUAUGGCAUCUCAGAAGAUAUCAUCAUAUCCAGAAAAGAUCAUAAAUGAGACAUGGGAGGCAGUCAGUGUUAACUGGUGGUUGAUUAGUAAGGAAUACAAGAUGUGAUAGUUACAAACUUUUCAAGAUCUAUGUCAUUAAAGAAAUGAGCCUUUCAGACACUGUCAUGUCUUAGAUGUGUUCAUGCGAAUAGACUUUGUUCAACACUUGCACGUUUUGUACUUAUAACAACACAAAUGUAUUGGAAACACAAGCAAGUAUUUGACAUUGAUGUAGAUAAGAACAGUUAAACUAUUAAAAAGACCCAUAGGGUGGCGUUGUUACUCAAAUGUACAUGUACCGGUAUAUUUUAUUUUGAGUGGGAUGGGGAUUACAGAAAAAUGUAACUCAAAAAGGAGGGUUGGGGUUGGGAAGCAAAAUAUGACGGUCCAAAGACCAACCUUACCACCUGGACCCACCCCUACCCUUAUAAAAAAAUUACCUGCCCUCAACCUGGCAACACGAUCAUGGCAGAAUAAGAAAAUCACAAAUAUCUAUAUUUAUUUUCCCCCACCUUUCAACCAGGAACAAUGUGUGAACAUGGCCAUACUAACUGGUAUAUUCAGGAUGUCAAGUCCUAAACCUGCAAGUGCCAGGAAGAAAAACAUCUAGGUUCCCAUGAUCUGACUUGCAAGUGAAUUGAACUUACUGAUGAGCACAGUUUGGAAAUCUCCGCAAACCUUUAACCUUGAACUACAAUUUUCAAUAGUUUGGUUUUUUUUAUAGUUCAGUUUCCGUCAAACCAAAAACAAUUGUGUGAUCCAUGUUUACACACUUCAGAAAUCAACUUAUCUCAAUUAUAUUUUCUUGUCGGCAAUUAUCUACCCAAGGCAAGUGUGCCCACUAGCCUGUAUCAAAGGGAAAACUAGACUUUGAUAUAGGCUAGAGGACUCUCUUGGUAAAGGAAGAUUAUCAGAAAUGUGAUGGAACAUUUUGAAGAUAUUACGGUAUGAUACGGGAUUAAUGAUUUGCUGUCUCCAUGGUCAUUGUCCAUUGAUAAAUACCCACUUCCUGGCUGACUUAUAUGACUUUUCUGUGAUACAGUCAGUAGGGUUAAUUUUGUGUUUAUGUUGUACAUAGAAUUGUAUAUGAAAUCAUGCUUCUAUGCCUCGCCAUAAAGAUAUUUAAUAUGAAUCUUCAUGAUAUUGUAACAUGUUUCAAGAGGUGUACAAAAAUGGAAUAAAUAAAUAUGGAUGGCA